AUGUACGAAGGCACACCGCCGGAGAGAGCAUACUCUGUACAUAUUUCUCGGAAUCGCUUCUUGUGGACCACCCAUAAAGAGGCUUCCAGGAAAUCGGUUGGAUCUCGGAAGAAUGAAUUAUUUUGUGCUCCACGAACUGCUUCUCGAGGAAAGUUGAAGCGUACGAAAGACUUUGGAUACGAUGAUACAGGUAUUAGUUCCAAAGUGAUCAAUAACAUUGUCUCCAGUUGGUGCCCACACCUAUCUGCCGUUGACCCACGACUUCAGCCGCUAUAUCUUGGCCGCCCAACGGGGGGAUGA
Molecule: messenger RNA, 300 nt
Organism: Botrytis fragariae
Lineage: Eukaryota; Fungi; Ascomycota; Leotiomycetes; Helotiales; Sclerotiniaceae
Exons: 2
Coding region: 1-300 (99 amino acids)
Source: RefSeq, a predicted model, not a curated record